Messenger RNA from Exophiala mesophila, 1416 nucleotides. RefSeq lists its product as uncharacterized. The coding region runs from base 94 to 1416 and encodes 440 amino acids. The record is from RefSeq and is a predicted model, not a curated record. The transcript has a single exon. NCBI's taxonomy places the organism in Eukaryota, Fungi, Ascomycota, Eurotiomycetes, Chaetothyriales, Herpotrichiellaceae.
GGCGACUUCAUUACAACACCACACCAGACAACACUCAUCCAAAACCCGUUCUUCCCAACCUCCUCCCACCCUCUCCUCUCCCAGCACGAUGGAAUGAGCCUCACAAACCCUCUCCACCUAUACCGGCAUCUCCUCCGGGAAGCCACAUACCUCCCACUGCCCAAUGUCAGAGACUACAUCGCCGAACAUAUUCGACAGAGUUUUCGACGAUAUCACAAACGACAAGUGGUCUUGAGCACGAUCACCAACACUCAAGAUGACACCCUCCCUUCGAAUCCCUCUUCAUCCUCCUUAUCACAUCCUGCACCAUUCCCAUCCCGCACCCAAGUACCGGGGAAUACCUUGACACUCCAACGACAAACGACCCUCCUCCACAACGGACGGAAAUUCCAUUCCACUCUCCAACGGGCCAAUGCGGGCUAUCCACGUGCCAUGGGCAAGAUACUACGCAUGAGCUACGGACGGACAGGACGACGACGACACGAACUAUUAGACUCGUAUGUCGCGCAAACCACUAGAAAGACAUCCACACCUUUAUCCCCAGGACCCGCCAAAGAUAAGGCAUCACCAGACUGGAAAAUACCAGCUGCAAUGGACGCAUUAAUGCAAAGUCAGAUGAUGCAUCAACACCAAUUCAUUCGUUGGGGCACCAAUUCCCGUGUGCGCAUGCCUAUGAAGAUAUCACCCGAACGCAACAUUCGCGGUGACCCUAUCUGCAAGUCACGCCGAAAAAAUAUGCUGCAUGCCUGGUAUUUGUCCAACGUCCGUGCCGUGAUGGCUCCUCUCCCCGAACGAGAAUAUAGCGCUUUGCAUCGUCUUGUCAGUGGCGAAGAUCCUAUGCCUAAACCACCCACACGCAGGCCAAGGGCGAGAGUACCUGUUCUUGUGGUGAGUGUGGAUGAGCAUUCGUCAGUAUAUACCGACGACAAGGACAAGGAUAUCGAGGAAUGGUUAAGGGAAGAAGACGAAGAUGUUGCAAACAUCAAGACAUUUGCCGCGACGCAGUCACUGGCACAAUCAAACCCACAAACGCCUGCGAGUCUUAUCGUCAACGGCCCAGUAUCCCCACCCCGACACCAGGACCGGCCGCGACAGUGGGACACGCGAAAUCUACGCCGUUUGUUACAACGCGCUGUCUUGACGCAGACGCCGGUGGUGAAAAGGACUCCGUCAUUUCCUGCAGAUCUUCUUCCCGCUGCCGGCGAAGUGAAAUCCGAACACGAACUCGAACACGAACUCGAACUCGACCAGAGUGACGGUGCAGAUCCCAACCAGGACAGCUUGCAGACCAUAUCCCCCAAACCUCGAAAACCUCUUGCUGUUGUCUGGGAUGAUGGAUAUUCCCGGAAAGGCCUUCUCUUAGCCAGCAUCAAGUCGGUGGCCAAUCGAACUCAAGGCCAGUUGCUUUUUGGAUGA